Molecule: messenger RNA, 2910 nt
Organism: Toxorhynchites rutilus septentrionalis
Lineage: Eukaryota; Metazoa; Arthropoda; Insecta; Diptera; Culicidae
Product: choline transporter-like protein 1
Exons: 9
Coding region: 686-2551 (621 amino acids)
Biological process (GO): transmembrane transport
Cellular component (GO): membrane
Molecular function (GO): transmembrane transporter activity
Source: RefSeq, a predicted model, not a curated record
CCAAUCAGAAUAGUCCGAUUUCGUUUAGGGGGUUGCCAAAAUAAACCUUCCUCCAUUCCUCGAAAAUUUUUUACCGAACCCCUCGCGCACCCAACAAUAACAAUAUUGAUUAGCGGAACAGUAGACAAUGAAGGUUUUCACAGGGAACUGCUGGAAAACAAACUCGAAGCGCACAUGACACAGUGGGGGAGUGUCUACUCUCACUAAAAAUAAUUUAGGGACCUGUUAAGCAUACGAAAUCAUCAGUAGUGUAACUACAUGUUAAGUCACGGACUGACGCGAACGUGGGUAAUACAUUAUGAAUGUUCGGAGUGAAUUUCCGCGGUCUAUCCAACAUUGACAGUGCAAGCUAUUACCGUUGCCAUCAUAUUUGUGUCCCCGGGUAUUUAUCUGUCUGCAAGCGGUAAAUACUGAAAGGAUAUGUCAAGAUAGAAGCGGAUACAGUAGCUCCCUUAGUCACGCAUCAGGGGUUGAGGGAUUCGGUUGAAAAUUGGCGAGUGUGAUUGUACCGAAAAGCCGAUUAGCCGGGUCUGAGUAGUCUUGUUAGUGCGGAAUUGCGGCGUGUCGUAUUAGAAACGCUUAUGCCGCCAUUGAAUUGUUUCGCAUUAUUCGCAAUAAUGCAUCAGAAUGAACCAGUGAACCCGACCAAAUCUAUCCCGAAAUUUCAUCACACGUGAUCGUAACAAUGCCUUGGUGCUGCCUAGGUAAUCGAAGCGAUAGAGUGUCACCAGGAGAAUCGGUGGAGCAAUCAACACUUUCCUCACCGAAUCGCGAUGAUUCACAGGCCUUCGUAAAUAACCGUCAGUGUACUGACAUUCUAUUCAUAGCGAUUAAGGCCACAUUCAUCUUGAUUUUGCUGGUGCUCAUUAUCUACUGCAUGGCAUUUGGCGAUAUCUAUCGCAUAAUAAAUGGCUAUGACGACUGUGCUAAUGUAUGUGGACGUGACAAUAAGCCCGAUAAGGAUCUCUCGUGCAAGGGUUCGGAUCGCACCGAUCAGAAGUAUCUACUGGUUGAGUCCUCCGGCGUCUCAUCCGAUCUCCACCGGCAGUGUGUCAGCAGAUGCGAAGACAUCGAAGGAUACAAACCUUUACUCAACCGCUGCGUGCGCAGGGAGAAUCCCGCGGAGGAUGUCAUCACCCGCACGGGGCUGCGGAACUACUUCCAGGAGGUUUCGGAAGAUCUCGAGGCGUGCUACAUGGAAAUGCUGUGGCUUUGUGUCAUAGCGUUCGUGUUCUCACUCCUCACCUUGGUCCUGUUAAGGUUCAUACCCGGAUUGAUAGUGUGGCUCGUGCUGCUGGCGGUCGUAGUUGUCUGCACCGUGGGCACGGUCUGGUUGUGGAUCAAGUGGAAUCAUGAAACUGAAAAUAUACCCGAGUCGAUGGGUGCAGGGGCUAGAAUGAGAGUCAACAAUUACCUGUACUACGCCAUUGCGGCCACGGUUGCCACACUGCUGGUGUACUUAGUAAUUUUGGUAAUGCGGAAAAGAAUCAAACUUGUGGUGCAGCUAUUUCGGGAAGCGGGGAAGGCCAUCUCCAAUAUGCCUUUUCUACUGUUGGAGCCUAUACUGACAUUCAUAUCAAUUGCGGUGGUAAUCACGCUAUAUAUCUACUUCACCAUGUGGAUCGAGAGUUCCGGAAUGCUGAAGGUCGAAAACAAUCACAGUGCAAAAUACGUGAAAGACUCCACAAUGCUUUUCACCCGCUGGUACAAUUUACUGGCAUUUUUCUGGUUUUGUCAGUUUAUAAUCGGCUGCCAGCACAUGGUUAUCGCGGGUGCGGUGGCUUGUUGGUUUUUCACUCGCAAUAAAUCACGCCUGAAAAAUCCCAUUGCAAAAAGCUUCGGCAAUUUGCUACGCUACCAUAUGGGCACCGUUGCGUUCGGGUCUUUCAUCAUAGCACUUGUACAGUUUUUACGAGCGUCGUUGAAACUUCUGAUGUAUUCCAUUCGUGAUCGCCGGAACAAAGUGACGAGCUGCAUUUUCGAAUGCUGUCAAUGUUGCUUGAAAUGUUUCGAGAGAUUUCUACAGUACAUUACCCGGAAUGCUUAUAUCAUAACCGCCAUGCAUGGGGAUCCAUUCUGUAAGGCCGGAAAAAAUGCUUUCCGCCUGCUUACAAACAACGCGCUUCGAGUCUUCGCGAUCAACUCAGUGGGAGACUUCGUACUGAUCCUAGCCAAAGUGUUUGUAGUGGUGGCCACGUGCCUGAUUGGAAUGGAGAUAGUUCAAAAGAAAACCGGAUUACACCACCCAUACGUCCCUAUCAUCCUCGUGGGGAUAUUUGCUUACCUCGUGGCGCAUUGCUUCAUGACUGUCUACGAGAUGACGGUCGAUACAAUUUUUCUGUGCUUCUGUGAGGACUGCGAGACAAAUGAUGGCAUCGGUAGGCCCUAUUACAUGUCGCGAGGACUGAUGGAAUUCGUGCAGAACUCGAAAAAAGCACUGGCCGUGCACGAUCAUCGCACGGCCAGCACACUGCGAGGCGGUAAAGCAUGGACCGUAGAAUCUGGCUCGAGGAGAAAACUUGCUAAAACUAUUUCUGAAACGGUGGACUGAUACUAUCAACGCAAGACGAUAACAUUUUUUUCUUCUGUAUUGUGUGCGGUGUGGAAUAUUGAUUUUACUUUGUAUGUAAUAAAACAAUGGGCACAAUUUUAGAAACUUUGUUUUGACGUAGGAUUACGUCUUUCGGGAACAUAUUGGGGUACAAAUUGAAAAUCGAUAAUCGAGCACAUCGUGAAAAUUGUCCAAUUUCAAACGCUCAUUGCUCAGUCAUUUCUUGAUGGAUUGAUGAAAUUUUUACGUCAAUAGAUUUCGGCACUCCAUAACAAUUUUUUGUUUUGAGGAAAAUAAUAUAUGUCAUGAAACUAACUAUCGAACAAUUGAAAAAUCUCAGCCCCUAUCCUAACGGGAAU